AACUGCUCAACGGCUACCCGUGAAGGUCAGCUCCACCAAAUGAAAGAAUCAUCAUAGUGUUGAGAUAUAUCGUGAGCCUACUUCAUACGUCUUCUUGACUGACUGUUGUAAUAAGUGGACAUUUUAAAACUUGCCGUUAGUCAUCUUAUUUGUAAGCAAUGAUUUGUCAAUAAAUAUUCGGUUGUCGGAAUUUACUUUCAUUCUUCAGACAAGUAAUAUAUGCGACCACUUGUUAUGCGUGAAGAAUUUUUACAUUGUGUUGAAUAACUGCAAACAGUGUGCUUGCACUAUUUUGUACUCCUGAGUCUUGUCUAAGGCCAAUGAAUAACAAACGGCUCUGUGUCAAUAGAAAAUCCCAAAGCAAUUUAUCAUUGCUUCGUAGUUCUCCAGGUGGUAUCCUUUUCUCAAGUGUAGCCGGUGGUCCUCUACAUGUUCAUUCUCCAGACAGAAAUUCUGAAAACUUUGCUGCAAAGUCUACUGAUGGUGAAUAUGGAAGAGUUGCCAACCCUGUAUCUUUGUUUAAUAGUUUGUUAGACCCUAAUAUAGAAUUGCCAACCAUCAGUGUUCGCGAAGUUGAUGAAAUACUAAGCAGUUUAACAACUCCAAAUUCCUCUCCAGUCAAGACAGCAGGCGGUACUUCUGGCAUAAUCAAUGCCCAUCCCAAUUACUGUGAUACACGUGAUAGUCUGUGUCAUAAUGUUGCGGAGCACAACAAUAAACAGUCAUUAGAGAAGAACUUAUUUGAUGGGGUAGGAUGCUCACCAAAUCCUGUGGAAGCGAGUAGUGUAAAAAAUGCAAACAUCACAGAACGAAACCUAAAUGGUAUUUCACAAAUUUGCAUUAAAAGUAGUGCAGCGGGUAGAAUAUCUACUACGUCAAGUACAUGUCGUAAUGCAGCUGAAAAUUUGUCUGGUAGCAAAUAUACUCUUGGGAAUUCUUCUUUGCGAAGUAUGAGUUUCAUGUGUCCUGAGAGAAAGCGUCACACGGAUACUGACCUACGUACGAAUCAAACUAACCGUAAAAAUAACACGAAAACUGUAUCUUUGCAGUCAAUGAUGGAUAUCCUACCAUUAUUUCCAUCUUGCCGAAGUGUAGCUGAAUUAGGUGCUUUGGCACUUGGGCCUGAAUCCGAAAAAACAACAGACCAUAGUUUCCAUAAACAAAAAUCUCCUGUGUCAUUGCAUCCCAAAGCAUGUUCGGGUACCAACCUGUGCAAACCACCCUUUAAAAUGCCAGUUUCUAGUACUUCUCGUGAUCGUUCUCCUAUUGGUAGUUUGGAUCUAGCUACUCAUAGUAGAUACCAAAAUGGAAGUGCUUCAAGUGUUCAAGAAGCGACUAAGUACCGACAGGCCUACCUUUCUGUACGUAAAGCGAAUCAAGCCAAGGUUUUGUCAAAAUCCACUACAACUGUACCAUCCUCCGUUCUUGAGAACAAAAACCAAGACACACCGAAGAAUCAUCAUGUUUCCUAUCAAACACCAAAUCAUGAUCAACCUACAGUCCAUUUGAAAGUUACCCCACCAAAACUCUCGCCUUAUUCAACAAGUACAACUUCAGAUGAUCGUUUCAAGCAUAUUUGCCCUCAUCCAAGAUGUGGUCGUAGAUAUCAGGCUGAAAUAGGCCUUCUACGUCAUCUGGUUAAAUAUCAUGGUGAACAGAUUGAAUUACCUCGAAGAACUACUUCUGCAGCCAAUCAACGUUUGGUUAGACGUCCAGCUUCAGAGGAAAGAACUAUUACUUCAGUCGGAUUUGAUGAGGCUGACGAAUUAGUAGAUAAAAAUUCUUCCAAACCAGAAACAUGUCAAACCAAAAUACUCCCACUCUCACUCCAUUCAAAGAAUUUAUUAGAGUCUAACCAAUCAUCAGAAAUCAAAAUAAUGAACUAUAACAACUCUCCGUCUAUAUCGUUUGAACCAACUAAAGUCAAUGAGUACACUUCAACUGUUGACUCUUAUGAUAAGUUGAAAGAUAUUUCCUCUUUGUCAAAUAAUGGUAUUGCAAUGAUAUGUUCAACUGCCACAGUUACUACUCCACCAAAUCCUGCAAAUACAACGUCUGUUUCUAUUCCAUCAAUAGAUCUACACACCAGUGUAUGCUCAAACAGUUUCUCAAUACCAGUUGUUGAUGUUGGCAAUUCAUCAAAUCCAAAUGAAAAUCUACAUCCGAAUAAACAAAAUGAUGAAGGCAAUAAACUACAAGUAUUAUUCAAACCAAUGAGAAAACAACGUCGACUACGAUCGAUCAGCGGGAGUCAUAGUGCCAAUGGACCAAUGACUAAACAGUAUUCACCAGCAUUUCCUAGUAGUACUGAUCAAACACCAACAAUAAUUAGUCAUUGUAAACAUCAAUCCUUAUUGAAUUCUUCAGAUCUGCUUGUCUCUUGUCCUACUCAGCAUUCUUCAUCACCAGUAGGCGGUGGUACAAGUACAAUUGUUAAUUCACAAAAACACUGUACUACUACUACUGUGGAUAAUUGUCGUCGACGUACUCUAAGCACUGGUAACGAUCCUAGAGCAUUGAAUGUUGAUAUUGACGAUGCUGGUGAUGUUGAAGUACACAAGCAGCAGAAUGCUUUUGAAGACGGCAAUAAUAAUACAAUAGGGAAUAAUAUUAGUAAUAAUAAUAAAUGUCCAAGUUGUGGAUAUAUUAAUGUAAAUGUAGAAGGAAUGAAAAUGAAAGAACGUGAAUGGAUUAGUGGUAUACAUGCAUUGAGUUGUUCAAAAACUGAUUCUGUCUAUUGUCCAGUUGAUAAGUGUACAUAUGUUUGUUCUGGUCGAGCGGAUUUAUCGGCUCAUUUAACAAGUGUUCAUUUUCCUGAAAUUCAACAUCAACUUGUCCGCUUAAUUUUUGCCUGUCCACUAAAAGAUUGUCAAACUAUCUGUCCUGAUGAAGCCUCGUUUCAAGCUCAUUUCAUUGGCCAUUUACGUGGACAUCUUCCUGGUGAUUUGACUGAAUUAUUCAAUCCAUAUUCGCUGACUCAAUCAGUGACUACAGUAUCAGUGUCAGGUGGAACAAUGGCGCCAACAAUAGUAGACACACCGCCCACGUUAUCAACAAUUCCAGCAACAACAACAACACCAACAACCACACCAAUCGUAGUCAACUCGACUCCUGUUGUUGUACAACCGAUAAUGGAUAAUCCUCCUGAGAUAUCGCAUUCAUCAUCAAGUAUAGCGUAUAAUAAUAAUCCAUCAUCUAAUCUUCUAACAGAUUAUUCUUCUCAUUUAUCAACUAUUCACCAAAAUAAUAAUAAUGAUAAUAUACUAUCUGGAUCUUCAACAAAUGAUAAUUUCCAUGUUGAAAUAAUGGAUGUUCAGUCUAGUGGUCUAGUGGUUGGAGAUCAAUGUCCUAGUAGAAUUAAUCCUCAUUCAGACAUAGUCCAACCAUCAUCAAUUGACAACAAUCAACCGAUUGUUGUUGUUGCUGCUGCUGCUGCCGGUGAUGUUUCCAAUUCAUCUAGUUGUUUCAACCACUACGACAUUCACCAUCAACAACACCACGAACAACAACAGCAGCAAUUCAAUGGACUACCGAAUUCACCAUCAUUAUUCUCCAAUGAUGAUGACGCUUCCAUAACCACAUUGUCUGAAGCGUUUAAGCCAGACUCGCAUACUGUUGUUGGUGAUGAUAAUGUUGUAGUAUCAAAUAAUGAAACAGAUCAUGUGGAUUUAACAGAUAAUCGUAAUCUGUUAUCAGCACUUGAUCUAAUCCCUGAUGAUAUAUUGAUUGAAUUGCUUAAAGAAGAUCGACCUAGUAUAUGGGGGGAUCCUGUUACCAAUAAUAACAACAGUGGAAGUGUUAAUGCCGUCAAUUCAGCUUUAUCCGCUCCUUAUCCAUGUUAUACAGAAUCGCCUUACCUACCACCACCGACACCGUUGGAGACAGCAACAACAACAACAGCACCGAACAAUGAUGAGGAGGAGGGGGAUUCUAUUUGUUUAAAUUAUGAUGGUUAUUAUAACAACACAUCAAGUCUUCAUGAUUCCAGUGAAUGGAUUGAUUUCAAUCUAACCGGUUCAAUUUCUCCAUUGAAUGAAUCUUCUAUAUCAUUUGAUGAUAAUCUUCAUAAUAAUAAUAAUAAUAAUAAAGAGGAUGCCGUAUUACUAUCAUCCGAUGAUUCGUCUAGUUGGAUACCAUCGAAUCUUGUCCAUCAUACAUGGUCAUCUGCUAUUGCUAAUGAAAAAUCAUCAGCUAAUUCAAUGAUUGACAAUUAUAAUAAUGAUGAUGCCAGUAAUGCCUGCUGUAACAGUAGUAGUGUUAACUCUCAUUAUCAUCUUAUUCGACGUCAUUUCAAUUGUCCACAUCGUGUUAUCUCUGAUUUGACGGCUGCACUUAUCCUACCAGAUGUUGAACGUCGUUUGAAAGCUGCUAUCUCAGUAACACGAACGAGUAAAUCAAGUAGUAUUCCAUCGAAUUCAUCAACUGUCUAUUCAUCGGUAAGUUCACAAAAUUCAUCAUCACGUAAUACUGUUGCUUCUGGUACUGGUGCUGGCGCUGCUGCUGCUUUCGGUUCAGUACAACAACGAUCACAACAGUCGUCGUGUUGUUCAGGGAAACGUAGACGUAAUGCUUCUGAAUCACCUCCACUUGUUGUAUCGACUUAUGAUGAAGCGACACCACCACCUAGUUUAAAUAUUGAUUUAUGCCGAUCAUCAGAUUAUUGGAGAUGGAGUAUAAACGAUAAUCAAAUGAUGUCAUCAUCAGCAAAUUCAGUUAAACAGCACCAACAUAAUCUGAAGACCAUUAUACGAGUGAGCAAUGGAGAAGAAGAAAAGGUAGGAGAAGAAGCAGAAGGAGCACACUUUCUGACAACUCCUCAAUUAAAUCCAAACACUUCCAACUCAUCAAAAGUGACUGGCAGUCAUACGAAUAACCAUAAUAAUACUAAUACUAAUGACAGUAAUACGAUGUGUUUAACUACUACUGACGACGACGACGAAUCAACAUUUGACAACAGCAGAAGCUUUAACAAUCCACUCAAGAUUGCUGUUAGUCAAGAACAACAUCAGCAGCAGCAAAAAUUACCAAUUAAUAAUUCCAGUAAUACUAGAAGUCAUAGUAAUCAUAGACGACUCCCGUCACUGUCUCAAUCGUCGAUUGAACCACGUAAACGUUUAAAAAAGUAUCAAAAAGCCAGUACAUUAACUUGUCAAGUUUAUUUUGCUCCUUAUACUACCGCUGCUAAUACUAGCAGUGGUCGUAUUAAUAAUUCCACAGAGAAAUAUGUUAUCCCUAGACCGGUAUUACCUCGACGUCAUUCAAUGGCAUCGUAUAAUAAUAAUAAUCAUAAUAAUAAUAGUAAUAAUAAUAACAAUAAUUUUAUUCGUUCUGAUUGUUUUACGCAUUUACCUCAUUGAGAAAAAAUCCUCAUUCAUCACGGGCAUCAUCAUCACCAGAAAUUCUCUUCAAAAGCGGUUGAAUCCUUCAACCUCUGGAUGAGAAUGCGAAAGUCAUAUCUUCUUUAUUAUUAGUGUUAUUUAUUUUCACAAAUCUCACUGUUUUUGAUGUUUUGUUUUGUUUCUUGACUUUUUCUUUGGUGGUUGGGUGGGUGAGGCUUAUUUUCGAGGACAAUUUAUUUAUUUACUUAUUUAUUUAUUUGACAAAUAUGGUGAUCUCUUUCAAUUAUUUAUUUUAUAUUAUCUCUCACUCAAGUUGUUAUAUAUACAUAUUCAGAAAAGCCAGGGAGGACAGCAGGUCCUACCGACUCUCUACGGUGAUGGCGAUGGGAAUCUAUGUGUUUGCUUGGGUGUGCUGUAUGUUUGUUGAUUUAUUCUCAGAAAAAACCGGGGUUGUUCUUUUUUCUUGUCAACAAGAGACUCUUGUUGUACUCACUACUCUAUAAGAUUUAUAUAUAUACACCCGUAUGCUGUAUUCUCCUCUGUUAAUUCAUAGUUAACUUUGUCAUACUUUCAUCAUUACUAUUAUUGUUGUUAAGGGAUUGACUGUGAAUCGAGUUUGGUUGGUUGCUGGCUGACUGACUGGCUUUGAAAUGAUAUGAGGGAGGCUGUGUUUCUACUACUACUACAAUAAAAACUGGUUAUUCUCCUCUUUUUACCACUAUCACUUUUUACUACUCAUGAGUAGUUAAAUGGAAAACGUUGGUUUUUUCGCCAUUGUUGUUGCGUUGUGUGUGUUGCGCGGGGGUAUAUUCCUCCCCCCGUACACUUGACUGGCUGACGGUGAUGCAUGAAUGAAAUCAAACAGAUAAACGAGAAACUGAAAUCUUUCUAUUCACAGAAUACUUUACAACAAUAAUACUCGUCUUUUAUUUUUCUCCUGUAUGUGUGGUGUCUGGCAGGUAGGCGGUCUAUAUCCAGUGUUCAAUGUUCAAUUUAUAAUUUGUUUUAAUUUUUUUCUUUAUUAACACGCGCCAAAUAUAAACAUUUAUACAUAUAUAUCUAUAUAUGUGUGUAAGUAUACAGCUCUUUCCAUUUCUUUUAUUUUUGUUACCUGUAAAUGUCUUUCUAAUGGUUCUUGUUUUGAGAACAUACGAUCUCGUAAAUAUUUUGAUCUGUUUUACUAUUUUUAUUAUUAUUAUCGUUAUUAUUACUUCAUUUGAUAUUUUUCUGUAUUCACUACUUCUCCCUUCCCUUCUUAUUGUUGUAUUAUUGGCUUCCUUCGGACAUUUUCUUUUUUGGGGGGCUUCUUGUAGAGUGCAGACUGAAUGGAUGGCUGACUGACUGACUGACUAACGGGUGGCUGGAAUUCUUUUCCAAUAUCUCAUAAUUAUCCCAUCAGAAUUUGUUACGUCAUAUUCUGGUGCAGGAGGUGGAGGAGGCAACGAUAGGCUUUCUCUUAACCCCCCCCCCUAAUCUGUUUUUAUUUCUACAAACUGCGUGUUUGUUUUGCUUGUUCUUUUCCUUUGCAUUUCUCUCUGCUUAGUGAUUAUUAUUCUUAUUAUUAUUACUUAUGAGAGUAGGGGUGUCGUCAUAAGUGCUUUUUUCUAACGUUUGUUUAUUUUCUUUUUCCUUGAUGCACAUGACUUUUGUAACUGUACAUGUACUUAUUGACUGUGUGUUUGAAUAACGCUCAUAUAUAUAUAUAUAUAUAUGAUGUAUGUGAUAGUUGCUAAUUUCAUCUGCUGUUCACUUCGUUUUUGUUUUGUUUUUUCUUUGCUUCUUACAUGACGUUUAAACAAUCAUAUUUGUCAAAAUUUGAUUGGAAAAGAAAAAUAUAUAUAUAUAAAUAUAU
This is a messenger RNA of Trichobilharzia szidati, 7191 nucleotides long. The record is from the annotation of a GenBank genome assembly. Lineage: Eukaryota; Metazoa; Platyhelminthes; Trematoda; Strigeidida; Schistosomatidae.